This is a messenger RNA of Linum tenue, 827 nucleotides long. NCBI's taxonomy places the organism in Eukaryota, Viridiplantae, Streptophyta, Magnoliopsida, Malpighiales, Linaceae. The record is from the annotation of a GenBank genome assembly.
AAUGGAAACAAAAAAUGUAUUCACUCCACCUUUACUCUUUUUUCUCCUUCCUCCCAAAGACCUUCUACUGAGAAAAGAUCAGAGUCAUAUCCAAAUUCCAUCACCAACUUCUUCUUCAUCUUCUUCUUCUUCUUCUUCAUCAUUCCCUGAUUGCUGCUCUAAAUCAUCGAGAUUUGAUAAAAUCAAGCUCCAUUCUCCAUUUGCUUCGUUCAACCUCACUCAGCUACCAAUCGAGAUCCAGUUGCUCGAGUCCCCAAAGGAAGCGAUUCUGAACCAGAAAAGAGUUCGGCCACUUCGUUCGAUCUUUCCUCGUCGUCGAUUCUCUGUAUGUAACUUCAUAUAGGUCCGAUUUCUGAUUCUCUCCAAGCUGGGGGCAAAUUUUGAUCGCGAAUACUUUCACCGACGCGACGCCGCCUCGUGGAAUGAAUUUCUCCUUCGUCUGUCCCAUCUCUCUUUCCUUACUGAGUUAGGGUUCUUGAAUUUCUAGUCGCCGGGGAACUGAUCCGGCCACCAGCUCUGGCCAUGUCAGCCUAUCUGUCUUUGACUUGUGCAAGCUCAUGGUGACCCCCGCUCAAGUGGAGACGUCAGUUUCUUACAACAAACACAGGCCAAGAAAGCAUCUGCCGGGCUUGCCUUGUUGUUUCACGAGAGAAUAGUGUACAUCGGGAUGCCUGCAACUAAAUGACAAUGAGUUCACUGGUUGAAUUCGUCCUGAAUUUGGCAAGUUGGAGCUGAUUGCAAUGCAGGGGUUACGGGUUAUGAGGGAGGCCUUUGGCGGGUUCGGAUCCGUGGAGGUCCAGAUUUGUGUCUUGAUUACUAAUCUUGGG